Messenger RNA from Epinephelus lanceolatus (giant grouper), 4533 nucleotides. RefSeq names its product somatostatin receptor 1b (gene sstr1b). The record is from RefSeq and is a predicted model, not a curated record. Gene Ontology annotation, molecular function: neuropeptide binding; somatostatin receptor activity. Gene Ontology annotation, cellular component: neuron projection; plasma membrane. Gene Ontology annotation, biological process: cellular response to glucocorticoid stimulus; neuropeptide signaling pathway. NCBI's taxonomy places the organism in Eukaryota, Metazoa, Chordata, Actinopteri, Perciformes, Serranidae.
ACACUGUCCAUGUUCAUCAUCAGGCUGAUUAGGACGGGAGGACAGCAGCGUCUCUGCAGCUACACACAGACGGUUUUUUAUAAUUCAGGUCACAGAAAAUGGGAGCACAAUGUAUCCUGAAGGGAAGCUUCAGCAGAAACCUUAUUAUUUCUUUACAAUCUGCAAUGGCUGUGAGAUGCAACCAGAGAACCUGAGUGCAGGAGCCAAGCAGCACCACCUUUAAGUGAACUCUGAAUUUGAUUUGACCUGCUGGAACACCCUCUUCAAUCACCAGAUGGAGUGUUUUCCACGUACUGUGUGUCCAAGUGCCUUGCUUCUGAUCAGAACUCUGCACCUACUAUAUACUGGAACAGAUGGGCAAUAAGGUGUUUAGUUGUAAGAGACAAUUUAAUGCUACAUGAUUGCCCACAGUGGACAGUAGUACCUUGAGAGCAGUUGCCACAUACCCUGUUUUUCUAUCGCUUAAUGGAAAGAAUGAUAAAAAGGUUGUGUGGACCUUACAAUGAGAAUUCACUGACAAGCACAAGAAACCCAGGAGAAUCAAGGACACAUUGACUGUGAGAAGAGGAAAUUAAGGACAUCUUUUUUGGGCGAUAUUAACAAAGAAGCUACAUAUAUAAAUGCUUUUGUUAUAUGAACAUCAUCUGCAGAUUGUCAUAAAAAACAAAAGAACAAUAGGGAUUCCUGACACUACUUCCAGGCUGGCUGUCAUUCCAGCAGCUCAAGGAAUCCCUCAGUAUCUCACUAUAUUCUACUAAAUAGUCUGCUACUACAGAACUCACUAUAAUUUGAAUCCUCUAAGAUUCAUUCAAAAAACCAUAGCUCCUAUGAGGUCUUUCCAAAGUGUCAGCGAGUGUAGAAGGUUUUUAGAUAUCUACACUAUCCAGUGGUCUCUGUCCACUCCUAUAGCUGCAGCCACUUGGCAGGCAUGGGCCUAUGGAAAAUGUUGCUCCCGCAAGGUUGCUAAAACAGCUUUAUUGAAUAAAUAAUAAAGUAUUACCAUCCCUGUCUAGGCAAAUGUAGGGGGGGGGGGGGUGCACAAACUACUGUUGAUCAAGGUUGGUAAUCUGAGGUAUUACAAAUUCCAAGAAUCCCAAUGUUCAACUUAAUCUCUUUAUUAGCUAACAUCAUUCAAACUUAAAGUUAGCAUCACAUACCCACCAAAAGGGACCAUGGAUUUCAAUGGGAGCCAGGACUAUGGGUCCUAUCCAACAGGACUGCCCUAUAACACAAGUAUGGACUAUGAGGACUACUACCCGGAGCCUGACGCCAGUAAAAUCAUCAUUCCAUCCAUUUAUGCUCUUGUCUGCUGUGUAGGCCUUAUUGGCAAUGCCAUGGUCAUCUAUGUCAUUCUGAAAUACGCCAAAAUGAAAACAGCCACUAACAUUUACAUCCUCAACUUAGCAAUUGCUGAUGAGCUGUUCAUGUUAAGUGUUCCUUUUCUGGCCACAUCAGCUGCUGUCCGUCACUGGCCCUUUGGGUCACUGAUGUGUAGACUGGUGCUGAGCGUAGAUGGCAUCAAUAUGUUUACAUCAAUCUUUUGCCUGACUGUGCUAAGUGUGGAUCGUUACAUAGCAGUGGUCCAUCCUAUCAAGGCUGCCCGCUACCGCAGACCCACUGUAGCCAAAGUAGUCAAUGUCUGUGUUUGGGGGCUAUCACUCAUAGUCAUCCUGCCCAUCAUUAUCUUUGCAGACACUGUCCCUGCACAGGACGGUGGUGUGGAUUGUAAUUUCUUGUGGCCUGAAUCGGCGUGGUCAGAAGCAUUUGUGGUCUAUACCUUCCUGUUAGGGUUUCUGCUGCCGGUCGGAGCCAUCUGCUUAUGCUACUGUUUAAUGGUGGCCAGGAUGCGAGCAGUGGGACUAAAAGCAGGCUGGCUUCAAAGACGGCGCUCGGAGAAGAAGAUCACACGCAUGGUGCUGCUAGUUGUGGCGGUGUUUGUCCUCUGCUGGAUGCCCUUCUACAUUGUCCAGCUGGUAAGCGUUUUCCACCGGCCCCCAGACCCAAUGGUCACUCAGCUUUUUGUCAUCCUCAGCUACGCCAACAGUGGCGCCAAUCCUAUUCUGUAUGGCUUUGUGUCCGACAAUUUCCGGCGUUCCUUUCAACGCAUUGUGUGUUUCCGGUGGCUGGAGACUGGACUGGACGCGGAACAGGUGGAUUACUGUGCUGUCGCUUUGAAGAGACAAGCAACAUGUAGCCCUCUGGAUUUUCCUAAGGACUGUAUGGCUUCUGAUAUGGUGUUUCGCAAUGGGACAUUUACCUCCCGUACAACCACAGUGUAAGCAGAACAGGACCUAAAACAAGUAGCCACAACCCAAGAUGGACUUUUUCAACCUUUGGCUUACACAGGGGAGUUUGAUAUUUAAUUGUGAGUCAUAUGUUUGUUAUAAAAACUCAUACUCAGAAGUUCCAAAUAUAAGUUUGUGGAAAACACAAGUGUGCCAAACAAAAAUAUAAUUGACCACACGUAAACUUGUUAAUGUCAGGUGUCAGGAGGAUUUUGGGACAUCGGCCACAAAGUUGAGAAAACCCGAAGAACAGUUAAUGGAAGAAAGAAAGUGUACAGUUCAGCAGCCAACCCCAGCUGGCUGACAUGUUGGGAUAAAAACUGACAAUGAAAAAGAUGUAUAUAACUGUAAGGAUACCACUAAUUCUGUUAUCAAGUGGACAAGGAUGUAAAGCACAGGUGAAUGUAAGCACAAAAUGGUAAUGCUUAACAUUUUGAUUGAUAGGCAUAAGAGGCUGCCUGGGAAGCCCAUGAGUUAAACUGUUAACCCCAAUCCAUCCAUGACAUAAAAUUCUAAUGUAAAGUCUACAUAAAUGCCCAGGAUUGUCAAAAUGACACAAAAACUUUAUGUUCACUCGACACAAAAACUCAUCUCUCUUGACAUAAUUUUGUUAAUGGUAAGUCAACAAUUUUUGAGUUUUGAGCUAAGUUGACUAAAAUGUAUGAAGCUGAUUUCACCUAAUAAGUUGAAGGUCAAUAAAUAACACUAUCAUUGUGCUCUUAUUGUGACAACAUAUUGUGAUGUGUUGGGGCUAGAUGGGUGGAGUUUUCCAGCAUGCCAUGAGACAAUGUGUUUAAGGCCAUAAGCUGAAGAAAACUGUGUUUAAAUGUGUUUUAAAUCACUCACGUUACCCAUUACACAGUGAUUAAUGUUUAUGUGUUUUACAAUGCUUCUAAUGGGUUACAGUUAAUGUUGUGGUAAAAAACAUUUUCCACCACGAGUUAUGUCGUAUACACAGUUAGUGACCUCCUGCCUGUGUGGAUAUAAGAGUGUCUUUUAAAAAGUUUAGGCAAGGCAAAAUAAAGAGCACUUCCAGGUUCAGCCUUCAUCUCUUUGCCUUAUUUUAGAAAAAAAAUGUUGUAAAAUGUGUACCAAAUGUUUUUAUGUUAAUAUGACAUAGAAUUCAAUGCUCAAGCAACAACUGACAUAAAAUUCCUGUUAGAUAAGGGUCAUGUGACGCAUUUAUUUUUGUGCCUGGUAUACUCAAAACUUUUAUGUUACUGUAUUGUACUAAACUAAAGGUUCUGAGUGCAAGCUGUUUAAAUUUAAGUUGAGUGAGCGAAUUGGGGUUUACAGUGUAAUUAGAAAUGUGAAAAUGUAUUUUCAUUUCUCAUAAAGUAAUUGUUUAUUAACAGAUACACCACAGUAAAGCUUCUCAUGGCACCCACAAAAUCAACAAAUUCUACACAACUGUGGUUAAAAUCCCAUUUGAAAAAGUUUCACUUAAUUCCCACAGUUCACAAAAGUUUGCCAUGGCAAAAUGAACCUUCAAAAAAGAAAAAAAAAAAGAAAAAAAUUACUGUCUGGUGAAAACUUUCCUAACCAAUUCUGUGAAGAAUUAACAGUAAUGGACCAAACAUAAGCUAGGAGCCUGGAGGACAUCUGGAAAUUAAUGAGUGCUAUUGGGCAUUAUAGAAAAUCAGGAGGUAUAUUUUUAACUAAAUAUUUAUUUGUCUUUAUAUCAAUUAUAAUAGCACUAUCCAUAAAAUGAAAACUGAUUUUGAUUCAAUUUUACCACAUAUUGUUCAGAUCUGUCAAACUUUUAAAUGUAAUUGAUCUAGUCUAACUUUUACGUAGUUGUUCUGCAGAUUUCUUCACCACAAAGUUUGAUUCAAAAUUUUUGAUGAACUGAAAUUUUUUGGGGCUGACAACAAGUGUCACCAAGCUUAAUGUCAUAAUAUGCUAAUGUGCUGGUUUUACUUUUUUUUUUUUUUUUUGGGGGGGGGGGCGUGUUGUAUUGGGCCCCAAAAAGGCUUGUGUUGGCCCUGGAUAUCACCCACAAAAGAGAAAGGUUAAGUAACAGUGUUGUUUUUUAAUGUUGUUUGAUUCUUUCUGUGUGCCUUUCUGUAUUUGCUGUAUCUGUAUUUGUUAAUUAUUUGUUAGUGGAACUGUUUAAAUUUUAGAUUUGUCUUUGCAAAUUGAGCCACAGCUGUUUUGCUUGAGUUGCACAACAUGACAGAAAUGGCUGGAAAAAAAAGAUGUAUAUGUUGAGUUCAUGUUUCUAAAUUACAAAGGCUCACAAAAGUGA